Messenger RNA from Onthophagus taurus, 720 nucleotides. RefSeq names its product Prefoldin 5 (gene Pfdn5). The record is from RefSeq and is a predicted model, not a curated record. Gene Ontology annotation, cellular component: prefoldin complex; cytoplasm. Gene Ontology annotation, biological process: RNA polymerase II core complex assembly; RNA polymerase I assembly; RNA polymerase III assembly. Lineage: Eukaryota; Metazoa; Arthropoda; Insecta; Coleoptera; Scarabaeidae.
AGACGUCAUAAUUUUAUAAUUAAUCCCGGUCGGAUUUCCUUAUAUAGAAAAUUGAAGAAGAAAUUGCAUUUUUCUUAAAGAAAAGUUAAUAAAAUGGCACAAAUUUCGGCAACCGAAGCUCCAAACAUGCAACAAAUCGAUUUAAUGUCACUUUCUAUCCAACAAUUGCAAACGUUAAAGUCUCAAUUGGAUGCGGAAAUUAACUUCUUCACGGAAUCAGUCGGACAGUUAAAAACAACCUUGAACAAAUUUCACACAUCAAAAGAAUGUUUGGAUACAAUAAACCCAAAUAUGAAUGAUCGAAAUGUUUUAGUGCCGUUAACUAGUUCGUUAUAUGUACCAGGGAAGUUAGUUAAUUGUGACGAAGUUAUGAUUGAUAUUGGAACGAGAUAUUAUGUUAAAAUGGCUAGUGGCCAAGCCACGGAUUAUUUUGUUAGAAAAAUAGAUUUCGUUACUAAGCAGAACGGCAAAAUUCAACAACUUUCGAAAGAAAAACAAGCUAUAAGACAAGCUAUUUUGGAAGUUAUAGAGAUUAAACUUCAACAAGCACAAAGACAAUCUUAAUUUAAGUUUAAAUUAACUUCAUCUUGAACAUGUUAAAAUUAAUCAUUAAAACGAGUAAUUUGGUUGUAUAAGAAAUUAUUUUAUUGCGCUUUUUAUUUACAAUUUGUCUUAAAAUCUCACAUUAUAUCUUAUAAUAAUAAUAACACCGAUUUUGAA